Messenger RNA from Pocillopora meandrina, 16523 nucleotides. The record is from the annotation of a GenBank genome assembly. NCBI's taxonomy places the organism in Eukaryota, Metazoa, Cnidaria, Anthozoa, Scleractinia, Pocilloporidae.
AUGGCUGAAUUUCAAGGCCAACCGACUGCAACCGCCUCUAGGAGACAAAGGACUUUCUCGGAAAGCUCGACGGAUGUUUCAGCCGGGGUUGAUUUACAGGAAAGGUUGAGGAAGGAGAAGUCACAACGUAAAGAGACUGACGAAGUUUAUCAGCGACUACAGGACGAUUACGACGAACUUCUCAAAAAAUACGCACAGGCCGAGAACACUAUAGAUCAACUAAGGAUAGGUGCUAAACUUAACUUGUACAGCGAUUUGCCUCCACCACAACAAAGCUCAUUUGUAAAAGUCUCGGUUCACAAUCAGCCUGGCGUGUUCAGAUUUCCUAAAAGUCGCCAAGCUAUUUUAAGCGAAGAUAGUUUUCCCCUAACCGAAGGAUCUCACGCUAUACCGCAAAAUGGCAACCAACGCACCUCAGGUUCAGGGACUGAUUCUUCUCCAGCAAAUCCAUCAUGUCCCGAUGGAAGAGGAGCUCGAUUUAGGGCAGCUUUGGCGUCUAAAUUGCAGUAUUUUCAAGAAGACGUAGACGCUUUGCAAAGCCAUGUCAUGGAAGGACAAUGGGGAGAGCUUGAACUUCAAGAAUUGAGGGAUAUGUGCGAGCAGUUGAAAGCACAAAACGGGAAUUUGAAACAAGAAUUGCUGCAGAUCCAACGAUUGGAAGAUGGACGAGAUCCAGAGUCCUUUGAAAACGAAAGGUAAGGAAAGCCAUCGAAAUCGAAAAGUUUUACCUCGUUAUUUUAUCUACGUUCAAGGUCAAGGAUGUCUUUCUCCGGAAAUGUUUUUGUAAACUUUUUGUCAACAUUGUAUUGCGGGAAGACAAAUCGUUCAUAAAACGCUCUCGGUUUUUAAAUAUUGAGGUUAUGCUCUUAUAUUUUGAAAAUAAUUUAAGUCAGGCGAAGGAAACCUUUUGACAGAUUAGGCGAUUUAAGCAAAGACGUGUAAUUUAAUUUUUUCACCUGUAAAUAACGUCUAGCCUAUUCAUGUAUUCUUAAUUUAACGAGUCUACAGUUUGGGCUUUGGUCAAAGUUGCAGUGCUAAAUCAUUAAUGGAAAGAACACACGAUUUUCGGGCGAUCGUGACAAUCUAAAACCAUGGAGAAAUUGUAACCAGCUGUUCUUAUUUUGUAAAAUUAAUGACACGUAAGUUUCCGAAGAUUCGGACCAAAAUAAGUUUCAAUUCUAACACCUCUGGUAUGCCUUGUCAAAAUAAAGAGGGCAUUAUUGUUUGUUUAAGUUCUGUACAUAUGUAGACCUGCAAAAAGCUUUUUCUAACGAUUUGUUAAGAGAUUAUUUGCUUCAUAUUACUCGCUUGUUGUCGUGGUUUUUAAUGGGUAUUUGAAAAGGAAAAAAAAAAUUAAAAAUACUGGACUUUCAAACGUUAGAAAAUUGAUUAGAAAUGUUCCUCUAACGGUCUUCAAUUUUCUUUUAACUGUUUAGCCGUUUGUUUAGUAGGAUGUUAUUGUUUUUUCUUCGUAGUGAGAUUUUAACCCCACUUAUUCUCAGCUGGUUUCUCAAAACAUGAUCAACUAUUAUUUGAGUUUUAGGAUGAAAAUUCAAAAUUUGGUAUCAGAAACAAUUAUCAUUAUGCAAUUUCUAUCUCUGGUAUUUUGAUAACAGAUAUGAAUUUAUUUAUAUCAACUUUUUUCAUGAAUUUCUUGAGGUUGUUUGUUUUGCUCUUAAGAGUGUAACUCAGCUGAAUGCUCAAUAUAAACAGCUGAGCAGGUGGCCAUUUUUUUACUCAACUGUUUUCAAUAAGGAGGGUAAAAUGCUCCAAAAAUCCACAGUGAUGUGGAAAAGUUUACAAACAAACUUGUAUUCUAUUAUUUCUUCAUUAUAUAUUGAAUGUAGAAAGCUGAUUAGCCUAAAAGUACCUCUCUUUAUGUCCCAGAAUUAAUUUCUUUGUAAGAAAGUGUUCAGUUCUAGUUUUCAAUACAUUUUAUAAUGUAAAAGGCUUCUGAAUAUGUACAUAGAUUUUAGUGCUAUAUAACUGUUUUAUCAUUAUUGUUAUCAUUAGCAACUGGGUGAGGGGAAGGUCUUGAUGCAUAUUAUAGAGGGAAGUGAAAUUGUAAAUUUUGUUGUUGUUAUUGCUGUUGUUGUUGAGUGUGUGUGUGUCAUUUAACCAAACAGGUGAAGUAUAUCAAGUAGAUUAAAGUUGAUGCAAUAUGUGUGAAAAUAUGAAUAUUCUCAUCACCUAUUUGCUGGAUAAUAUAAGGAUAUUAUAGGGAGAAGUUUUUUUUUCUGGGAGUUAAAGGCUUAACCCUCUGCACCUAACACCAGUAUGUACUGUAAAUUCUCCUUACUGUUCUCUAUACAUUCCCUAUAGUUCUGACAAGGAGAAUUUGGUUAACAAUUGAGAAUGUCUUUGGUUGGCAAUCAUUCUACUGACCUUUAAAGGUUUGAUCUAGGGAUGACACUGUAAGGAGAAAUUAGGUGCUUACGAGUUUUUAUAGUUGUAGUGAAGGUGUUAAGGGUCAUGAAACUUUGCAAUAAUGCAAGAAACAGGCCAGCCCAGGGAAUGAAACUUUCCUCUUUUUCCCAGACCUGGCCCAGGUUGUGUUGCAGGUCCUUUUCCUGAGUUAGCUCAUUGAUGUACAUUUAAUUUCUAAAUUAAUGAAUACCAUUUAUUUUCUUUACUUAGUUUUACUGGUGAUUUUCAACCUGAGGACAGUCUUGAUGGACAGGUAAGGACUGUUUAAAGCCGUUAUAGUUACAUUUAAAGGGAAGGGAUGGAGGGGGUUUAUGCACACUAAAGGAAUGUUUUGUUUUGCUCACUCCUUUAACUGCAAAUUACUAUUAUAUGAUUAUGUAUCUGAAUGUGCAUCAUGACUACAGUAACUGUUAAUAAUUACUUGUACCUUUUUGGGGUCUUUUCCUGCAAUUGCGACUUAGAUGCCAUAAUGAAGCCAUAGUCCAAUGUUUAGAAUAAGCUUUAUCCGUUAUCAUAAAGCUCAUGAUGAACUUGUUAGGUACUUUUAAUGUGUUACAGGGUCUUAUUUUGGGGAAAUUAGAUAAGUACCCCCCAUCCUUUAUUAAAAUGUAAGUGUACUCUCUCAAUAAGCACCCCCAUCUUAGACAAGAUUCAAAAGAAGGGCUGCAGACCUCAUUGCUAGAAUUUAUGACAACACCUUAGUAAUAUACAUGCAUAAAAUGUAUGUUUUCUUUAUACUCAGGGCUGGAUUAGUAUCAGCUUUUGGGGAGUGUCCCCUUAAGGGUUAAUAUCAUAUAUGUGUAUGAAAAUUUAAAGUUGCUGAGGUGUCCCUUUCUACGUUAAACUGUUACAAGACCUGGUGAUCAUGGUGAUGUAGUGUUUGAUUGAAACUGUACCUUACACUACUGUUCUUGUCAAUUUUAAACAGCUGUAUCGAUGUGGGCUGCGACUGGAAGAAAUUUCAGAGCAGCUUGGGCACCAUACUACUCCAUCUGAUGAUCCUCACAGUCAACAGGAAAGGAGAAAUAGUUACAGCGAUUUGUUAGACAGGUAUGUUUUGAUAUUUUCUCAGAGUUUUAUCUCCACAUGCUCUGUCAUUUUUACUAGUUACUUUCCAAUAAAGGUUUCACUGGCUUUCUAAGUGAUCAGAUCAAAAUUUGGUCAUGAAGACAUUGCAGGAUGACCAUAAAACUUGAUACCAAACACCACUUACUUACCAUCAAAAUCUGCUUACUUGAAAACUUUGUAAAAUCCCUUGUAUGACAGUCUUUUAAAAGGCCUUGACUUGUAUUGCAUACUCAGUUUACCCCUCUCUAGUUGGAAUUCUUUAUAUGCCCUAUAUAUAUUCCAAUAACUCUGAUCACUGCCCAGGGUCAUACAUAUAUUUGGAUCCCCUUCAGGUUAGCACCAUCUCAAAAGUAUAAGAAUUUUGAGCCUUCCUUCUUUCGUCAGGUCACUGGUAAAUGUAAGUUUAAGUCUUAACUCAAGCUGAGUGGCCCAGCCAGUGGCAGCAUGUCCUGGUUUCUUUAGCAUAAAGCCGCCAGGAGUAUCACUUCUCCUUCCUUGAUGAGAAUUGCGAGUCCAUUGCAAGGUUUCCCCCUUAGUAUUUUAUCAAGUAUCCCUAAAAGUUUGUAAGCACCUAAUCACUCUUCGGGUGGAGAGGGGAACUGUGAGAGUAAAGUAUUUUGCCUCAGAACAUAACACAAUGGCAUGGCCAGGUCUCAACCCAGAGUCCAGUGCACAAACCAUUACUUCAUGAUGUCCCCCACUGUCAGGUCACUGCCUUGGGCACUUAUUUACCACAUGUCUACAAUGUACAUUCACAUUUCCUUUUUUUUUUAACACUCCUUGCCAUUGUGGUACAUGAUCAGGCAUGAAUAAAUUGACUUAAACCCUGUUCAGUGAUAGACUAAUGGCAUACUACAGUUGCACCAUUGUUAUGUGGGCUCAAUCAAUCAAAAUAAAUCUUACACUUAACUUUUUGUGCAGACCAAGGGACAAUCAUCGCACAGCAUCAGCAGAAAAUCAGAGACCUGAGGGUGAUCUACAGAAUCUAAUGCAGGUAUUGCAGGAAAUAAAAUAGGCAUUGUUUUGUUUGGCUGAUGAGAACUGUAUUGUAUCAGUUAUGUUCAAUGUCACAACAUUGCUAUAAUCACUUGGGCAAUGAUACUGUGUAUAGAUUACAAUCUGGCUUAUAGAUGUCAAUUAAGUUUUAUUUAUUUAUUUUUUAAUAGCGUAAAACAUUUGCAAAAGUGCAUUUUCCUUCUUGUGUAUUUUUUCUUUGUUUGCUUGACCUUGUUUUAUGUUUCACUUAAAUUACAUGUCAUGAAGUGAAGUUCAUGAAAUCAGUUUUGACUACCUCUAAGCACAGCUCCACUUAAAUGAUCUACUAAGUGAAAAUCAGGCAUUAGUUAAGGGGGGUUUGAGUGAGCUGGAAGUAAAUAGAACAAGUGAAAAAUGUAUGAAUUAACAAAGUUCUGAUGUAGCAACAAUCGCAGACUUAAACUGCUUUUUUUGUUUGUUUUUUUUUUUAUAGAUCAAUGCAUUAAAAUAGCUUUUUGUUACCAUUACUAAGAAAAAUACUAUGUACUUACAUGCACUUGUACAUCUUCAAGUUAGCCAACUGCUGAAGUACUUGGACUGGAACAAAACUUAUUACUUAAUUGCAGCUAAACUAUCAUUGAACAAUUGGUUAUUUUAUUCUGAGUUUCUUUCCUUGAGCAGAAAAUAUCCUAGAGAUAUUCUGUCAAAACAGGUAUAUUUUUCUUUUUUGGGCAUUUUGGAAAACAAUGCAGACAAUUGUCUGCAACAAUGAAAAGCCAUCUGCUAGCUUGUGUUUUAAAAGUUAAGUGUGAAAAAAGAAAUAAGUAUGGGGUCCAGCUAAUCUAGGUUCCUUCCCAUUGGUUACAUCUUUUUGUUUUAUGUUUUGAUUGUCUUUUGUAGUAGUACCGCGACUUUUCCUUUUUUUUUUGCAAUUGCUUACGAACAUUUGUUGCGGGUUUAUUUUGUAGAGACUGAGAAACAUCAAGGAGGCAAGCAGAAAUGACGCUUUGAGGUACAGCACUGCAGAAUCGAGUUCUUCCCAAAUAUUGUUGUAUGCCUCAUUUAUAUGUGAUACACAUUCUGUCACCUGUUUGUUUGACAACUCAACCACUGGUACAGAUACAUGUCAAUUAGGAGUUUUUUUUGAAUGAGUUGUUGUAAAAUGUGAACUUAACAUUCGAAAAGGAAACCAUAAGAAAGAGAGAAGUGAGGUUUUAUUUCAUUCUGGAAAAUUUAUUUGUAAAUCAAUUCUAUUAUUGGGGCUUGUACCUAUCUACCACUUGCCCUUCCCAGUACUUUAGAAGCACUCUAAGAUACUUUUAAUUUACUUUUCUAUACCACAUGUAUAACCUGAAAUAUUUUGUUUGUUCCACUUAUUGAAUUCAGAAACAUUCUAAACGAUUUUUUCUAGCAUUUCAAUGAGCAAUUGUUAAAUCUGCCAUCAAAAUUGAGGAUUGAUCUUAAUCCUAUUUCAAUGAGUUAUUUUUUUCCUUCAAAUUGGAUUAAACAGAUCUCAUCACAAUGACUAAUUUUUUAAUGCUAUGGUAUUACAGACGAUUUCCCAUAAAAUAAUGCUUUUGUGAGAUUUUUUGUACUAUUUUGAAAAUUCCUUUUAUUCUUCUGGCAGACAUUUGUGCUCUUUUAUCCUUAAAAGGUUCACAGUGUGGUUUCUUUUUAAUCAUUUGUUACAUUCACGCGUUAAUUACAAGGUAUAAAUAGACGAUUUAAUGAAAGUUGCUAUAUAUACUGAAACAGUGAAUAUUUAUGGUAUACAGUAAACAACAAUAUUUUUGUUUAUAUCAAGUUUCUGACACUGGGAAGAAAUUCGAGAUGUUAUACGUCCAAAUUUAAAACUUAAUGCAACUUAAAUUUUCGUGAUUUACUGCCUCAAAGGGCAAAAAAAAAAUGAAGAGUAUUAUCGUUGUUCUUGAACAACGAGCUACGCAUAUUAGCAUGGAUAAAUAGCUGCAUUGCUCACCAGGGCAGGUGUAUCCUAGAGAGAUCCAGCGGCUGGUAGAUAAGUCAAUAUCACGUAUGAUAAUACCUGGGAGCAGUGUUUAAAUCUGAUGUUGCCUUAAAACAUCAUUUUCGACCAUAUCGCGUCGGAUCUUGAGCCGAGAAUAGUUGUCCGUUAAUGGGGUCGAAUGCUGCGUCGGAAGGCGAAGAUGAAGAAAGUGAGGACGAAGAAAUAGCCAGGAUUUUUCGCUGGGCCGAAUUGAUGUAAUUGCUUUUAGAUAAUUUCUCUUUUUUUUCUCUGACGUGAUUUACAUUUUAGAGAUUAAUUUAAGUUUUUGGACAGUUAUGGCUUUUCUAGUGGCAGUUACGUCCGAAAAUCACCAAACGUUUUUUUCUAGGAGUCGACGAUUCGGAUUCUGUUAUCUAAAAUGUUUUGUUGUAUUUUCGUGCUGUUUUAUCUUUGAAACACGUUUGCGUGUAUCAAUGUGCUGUUUGUUAUCAAAUCAUUGAGCGUUCUUAAACAGACUGAGGUUACUGUGGUUGCUUUCAAAAAGGUAUAUUUUCGUUCUCAAAAACGAAGCGUUUCCCCGUUGUGUGUUUCUGUUACGGUUUUUAGCGUUGAGAUCAUUGGCUUUCUGAUUCGUGUUGUAGAAAAUAAUUACUGAUUUAAGCGUUUCGAGUGUUUUCCUUUGCGAUUUAAGAGCCGUUAGUGUUUUUGUGCACGUUAUAUUUGUUAAAAUUGCGAACAUAUCGGAACUAAAGAUAUCAGGGAACACCUUUGACAUCUUUCUCGGUUGAUUGCUGUGCAUAAGAAAUUACGCUGAUCUAACUAACCUUACGAGGGACUUCAAUAAUUAAUUUUCUUAUUUCUACCUUGUGCAUACUUUGUGUAUCUGGCCUAUGCUUUGAAAAUAGAGCGCUUCUAGAGGACUAUGUUAAAAAUAUGUGAACAUUCGCAUUUGAACUUUUUUUUGUUCGAGUUCGUGUGGUUAACUUCGAAGGAAAAAAAAUGCUUUUGACGGUGUGCUUUCCUCGUGUAUAUGAAUUUAAAAUGUUUACCAUUUGCUAUCAUUACAUUUGGCUUUGAUGGAAACGGAGAUAACAACUGAGCCGAAUUAGUGAUGUAAAAAUAUUUUGUCUCGAUAAAAUUAGACACUAAGGAGUGCGAUCCGACCUUUUGGUUGCUUUGGAGACCAACAACCCGAGUAUUCAUUCGAAUUACUUGAAUUUAUUUUUGAAGUUUUUAUUUCAUUGCAACAAAUUCCUAGAUUUUUUUGAUUUGUACUAACUUAUUUUUUCGAUUGCAGAGAAGGGAACAGCUCAGAUGAUGCGGAAGAUCUGGAUGCAAAUUCUUUUGAAAGAGAGGAUGACUUUUCUAGAAGAUUUUCUCUCGGUAGGCAUUGUGUAACUUUUUUUUCUCAAUCUGAACGUGAAAAGAAAAGCGUUUCUUUAUCAAUUGUGCACAAAAUCCCUUUCUGCGAUCAUAAAAGAGGUUGUGUAUUAUUUCUGUUGCUUUCUCAUCCUAAUUUAAUUCUUUAUGACGCUAAAAUGUCUCGAAGAGUUUUCGUUUUCUCAAGCGAAUAGCUGUAAUUAUUCGCUGUGGAAUUUACGCUGAUAUCAUGUUUAUUUUCUCCUGCAGGUCCGCUUCCAGAUAGUGAAGGCGAAGAAAAACAGGUAUCGAAAAUAUUUGCGUAAAGCAAAAUGUUGGGAUUAAGUUUUUGCGUCUAACGGUGUAAAGUUUACAAAUGUAACUUCUCUGCUAGAUCUCGAACACAGGCUUUUGUAGGAAUUUAAUUAGGCCAGACUAAACUAAUCGUUUCAAUAUACGCAAAAUUAAAGUCGUUUAUAAACAGAACUUUAACACUCAGCGUGGUAUCGAAUUUUUUGUAAUGAAUCUAUGAGUAAAGGCGUCAGUUCUCUAAAUAAGAAGAAGCAAAAUUUAACUCUAGGGAUAAAACGUGCGCGCAAAGGGGUUUUAGUUCCUAUCGAAAGUCUCAUCCAACGGAUAUUAUUGCCUAAUAUUUCUUAUCUGAAAAUAUUGAUCGUUUACGCAAAUUUAAAGUGAAGUUACAGAGCGUGACAUGUGGCAUUCGCUACAUAUCAUAAUAUUGGAUUCUCAGCCAAUCAUCUUUCUCGGCAAAGUGCGUGCUUCGCGUUGCUGUGUUUAUGAUGGUUUAUCAGUGACACUCAAGCUAAAUUUCGUGAACACCUUUCUUUCAAAUGUUUAUCCUUGUUAUGUGAGCGGCGAUGUGUCAGAAGUCAGGCCAAUAUGAUUCUCCACGUUGUUGUGUUUGGCGUCUAAAACUGUACUCGGUCCAACAUUGUCAUUUGCAAAUAUUCGGAAAUUCCAUGGAGUGCCAAUUGUCUUCUAAGCGUACCUUCGACGGUCCCAGCUGUUUGGCGUAGAUCUUCCAUUAUUGGAGCGUUUUCCUCAACUGAGUAUUACAUUUUAUCGCUCGAGGGCAAUGAAUGAUGACUGUUUUGGAAAUGCAGGCUCGCUAGAAGAGUUUUUCUUGGUCCUUUUGGACGGAAGAUUUGAUUAUUUGGUAAGAACUUAUUAUAAUUACCGGAUCGUGUUAUGCGCGUCGCAAUUAAGGAAUUUUAAUUUUGCGUUGAUGCGUGUCGAUAAAACAAGUUCACUUCCCGGCGAAAGAUCCAUACGCGCAAUAAGCUCCACUUAGAGUUUUGAAAUAUGUUCACCUUAGGGUCGAUCUGAUUUUCAACUUUCUCUUUUUUCGCCAGGGGCUUGGUGACCUAGCCGAACCUUUGGACCUACAGGAGUCUGGAUACUUCGCGUCCGAAUCAAUGAGUGUGAUUCAAGACCCUCUCUCUGAGCCCUUGUCAAGUCAGUACCUCGUAAAUAGUCAAGGGCCACAAGAUAGAACACGAGCAGGGUCCUUACCUCACACAAGGUAAGAAAAAAAAAUGCUGUCAUCGUAGAGAGGCUUACUGCAUUCCACGUUUUAUAUUGAUUAGACUGGAAAAAAAACGUCGUUCGCUUUAUUUAAAACCAUGAUACAUUGUAAACCACCAUGUAAUUGAAUGGUGUGUUUGCAAUGUCGAGGGGUCGUUGGGUAAUGUUACGCUCCAGUGGUUUAACUUCAGGGACCUGUCAUUAUUUUUCCCUGAGAGGGGGGGGGUCGGAGGAUUUUGGUUGUCUAACGAAAAAGUUUACCUAUUCCCCUUUCAAGGCUCUGUAAUUUUUUAUUUAUCCUUCCUUUCUUGAAAUUUUUAUGCAAAAUCCUCCACUGGUCCCUCAGCUUUGAAAAAUUUAAGUAUUUUAAAGUUUUGUCAACUUUUCCUCUAUUUAAUUUUUUAAGCGGAGUAAGGUAAUGGAUUAGAAAAGUGCAGUUUAAAUAACUCUAAAUCGAGAGACGACGAAGAUUAUAACCCCAGUCAUACUCUAUUUUUAGCCCUCAUCGCCUCUCAAUCGGUUCAAGUACUGGACAGCGGUCAAGGAGCAACAGUCACCGUAGCCGCGCCAACACAGCGGACUUCGAUUCACCCCCACUCCCAGAGGAUGAUGGUGACAAUGAUCUUCCUUCUUCAACCUUACCUUCUCCACAGACCUCGCCUGGUAGUUCUAAGUCACCUCGAGCUUCGUCAAGUCCAAUGCGUAACAGCGUAAGCGGAAUUCCUCCGCCUCCACGACGCCAAGACAGUCACAUUAGUGAAGCCAGUAGCAAACGUUCACGUGCUAGUUCUAGAGCAUCGAGACUGCCUGUGUCCAGUGGUAUUCCCACGCACGACAGCUUGCGUGACACUCAACCAGUCGAACCCUUUGAUUCACGUGAUCGCACGGCCAGUAUACACAGCUCACCACGUGAACAGCACGAGCCGCAAGAAUCACGGCGAAAUAGCAGGCAGGAACCGCCACGGACGUUAAAUGGGUUACACGAUGAUCGUGCGUCUAAACCCUCCAGGAUUGCCCAUGGUCGUCCUUUAAGAGCGAGCGUUUCGGGCGAUAGCCGUGUUUCCACGCCGCUCUUUCUUCCUAACGGGAACGGGCCCGCUCAGCCUAAAGAGCUCAACCGUAGGGGAAAAUAUCGCAACCCAGCGGCUGAUUCUGAGAGAGGUUUUGAUAGUGGCUUCUUUGGUUCGGAGGGAAGUCGCAUAUCACGGGGCCACGAGUCCCCUGAUAUUCCGCCCCCUUAUUACCCCGAGACUAAACUACGCAGUGCGCCUUUACAAGAACAAUCCGCAACAGAGACUGAAGAUGAUAGGGGCCACAUUACGGCGCCGAAACAUGCGCCAAAGUUAAUUUCUAGAAAUAGAGAUGCGAGGCGACGGAGGUCCUCCUUGCAGUCGCUGUCAGAAAGCGAGGAGGAUCGUUAUUUAGAGACAACUCACUCCAAGCCUUCAACGAGAACGCCGUCAUCUCAAAGAGAACGAAGAAGUCAUCGACAUACUCCAACUCAUCCUGUCCCCCGAUCGGAUAACGAAGGCGUUCGACGACUUGACGAAUCGUUACGAAGGCAUACGUCUACUCCGAGCAUAAACGAAGAUGGUACGGUAGAAAGAUCAGUGUCAAGUGCCGUGAGUAGGCGAACGUCUAGGACACCUGCACGCUACAAUAAGGGAACUAAUACUCCAAGAAGUACGGGUAGGUUUUUAAGCUAAUUAAAAUCAAAUGCUAUUUCUUAAGAAUUUCGUUGUUAUCUGAGACACUAGUAUGGAAUAAAAGGCUCGUUUUUCAUUUUUUACAGUUUGACCAGCAGUUGACUAGGUCGCUCUCCGGUGUUGCCUCAUCAAUCCACAGUUUUAAUUCCUACUUAUCAUUUAGUUAUAACGUUGUUGGAGAUUCAAUACUGACAAUCUCAGCGAUUCCCGUGUAAAUUUCAAGGUGACCUCAAGAGAAUGGCUCAAAUUCUGAAAAUAUUACGAUUUAGCAUUGAAAUUUAAGGUUACUUUCAGUUUCUAAAUGUAUUAAGUACAAAAAAAGAAAACAAAACGAAAGAAGAUGCGUCAACAAACCGACCUGUACACGCCAGUACUGAUCGUUGUUUUUUUUCUAUCUUUCAUUAAUGUAAUUGUUUUAAAGUAACGAACCUUCUCGUCGCAGCUAAUGAUUAAUGUUUGGAAAAACAGAUCCGGUAUCUACGUCUUUGUGGUUAUAUACAGUUAUUCGUGUGAAAUUACCUCCUUGUGAGUUUAUUUUACUGCUUUUGAACGUGCAUUCAUUAAAAGAUAAUCUACGUAGGCGCCAGGUGCAACACUGUUGUAUUCUGUUUCUUAAUUGCACCAACACAGGGUCUUUUGUGUUUUAUCUCCAUCACAUCACAAUGAGAAACACUGGUGUUGUUAGUGUGUAGGUCCUGAAACUGUACGUUUUAUGAAAGAUCGAGUUCACGCAAUUUAUUUCUUAUGCUGCAGCGGAGUUUUGUCAAAUAUUACGGUAUCUUUUUCGCCAUCUGCUUCAAAAUAUCGCUGAUUUCUCGGAGCAAAAUUUGCUACUUUAAUUUUUUGGAUAACUGUGUGAUUCGUUAAAUUGUGUAGGAUCUUCACCGUAUUUGGAGACUGGUCGGGGAAAACAUUGGUUUUUGUUUUUAGGUAUAUAAUAUUGGUAGUUAUUAAUCAGCAAUCCAAUCAGAUACGAGACUAUAUACUUGCCCCAAGGUUAACAUAAGCAAAUAUUCAGUAUUUUUAACAGUUAUUCGUUACUCAAAGAUGUUAUUUUGGGUAACUAAUGUGAGGACAUGUUCUUCAUUCGAGAGGGUCUUUCAGGAGGUAAACACUUUGCUAAGCCGCAGCGUAGCGAUUAAAAGUAUAUUUGAUGUGUAGGACGUGAAGCAGAUAUAGGAUUAUGAAUAAUAUAUAAGCGUACAAUGAUAUGAAAACAGGGUAAUAAGCUUAGUAGUAGAGUUAAGCAAAUUGUUUGUGCCAUUGUAAAAUUUGCUCUUCUCUUGAGCCCCAAUGGAUGGACUAGACCAAGGUACCAAACUCAUUUUUGUUGUACAACAUUUGUGCUCUAAGUGUAAUUUUUAUUCUCCUUGCAUGUAUUUUGAAUCGUUGUGAAAGAUAAUCACGUUAGAAACUUGACUCUCGCAUGCAAAUUGCUGUGUCUAAAGAGAUGCAGAAAGAUGGAGAAGUGUUUGAAGCGACCAACGUUUUAAACUGAUUUUGGUGCUGUUAACGUGUCCCUAGUUGUGAUCUAUUUUGCACUGGAAUGGAAUCACCGAUUUCUAGAUCUCCCCAACUACAGAAGAGAGAAACUAAGGAUUCAAAUUGAGUUAUUUUUCCUCUCUAAAUAUGUGAUAUACCGAAAUUCCGCGUAGUGGUCUUAUUAUUUUACCGCUACGAGCCAUUAUUUAAGUAUACCGAUUGCUGUUUUACAGAGGUCAUUCUGAGUUUUUUCUUUUUUCGCGAUCCCGUAGCAGUCUUGCCUCGUUCAAUGUAAAUUUGUUCACGGAGUGGCUUUCCGAGUCUUAAAUAUUUUAGUGUAUAUAUUUUUGAUCGAACUGGAGGCGCCUUUCUGUCUUGCUGCUCAAGUUAGAUAAAAAGAAAAAAAUGAAAAUAAUUAUAGCGAGAGCAGUAUGCCUGAAGCCUCACACUAUAUUUUAUAACGUUCUAUAAUCUUUUUUCCCGUCGUUCUCAUAGGCCCGCGGUUAGAUCAGUCCCGCCCAAUGGAUAAACAGAGCGUGCGCAGUUACCCGGGCGACCGUGAGUCCGUGCGUUCAGGACGGCGGUCAAGAAGAGGUGACGAUAGUAGCAGUGGAUACAGUGACAAUGAACGAAGAUAUCGCAGGUAAGUAUUACGGCUGUGCAAACGAUAUGAUUGCUGUUCUUAAUGUUGGGCGGAAAUCUGUAUCGUCAGUUACAAGAACUUGUUCAGUUGUGUUAAUUAUUUGUAAUUACAGAUACCCGCAGCAUUUUGCACUAAGAACGGUGAAAGGAAUUAAUCAAUUUGUUUGUGUUAUUUUGAGACGUGAAAGACCUAACAAAUCAAUUUGUUUGAUUCGUGUAUCUUGGCUGUUGCCGGAAUAUUUAUAUAUAAAUAUAAAUAUACGUCAGCGUGUGUUCAUAGAGAUAUGAAGCACGCGGAAAGUUUGGAGAGCACGAAAGAUGCGUAAGAGUUGCUAGAGGCGUAGCCGAGAGUAACUCUAGCUUCUUGAGUGCUCUCCAAACUUCCCAAGUGCUUCAUAUCUCGAUGAACGCACAGCUGACGUAUGAACCAAUUGUUUUAUAACAUUUUCAACCCGAUGGAAAUUUUUUUUCUCGAGGGAUUUGUUUGCUGACGUCAUGAGCGUGCACAAUAGGAAUAUGAAGCACGCUCGCGCAAUUGAAUUUGAUUACACAAAUUUACUAGAUAUGUUAUAAUGUUAGUUAAAGCAUGUAUGUGUCUCGGACCUUGUACUCCUCUGUAAUUUAUAGAAGGGGAAUUAUUUGUUUGAUAUGUCUUUGCCUUGAGUCAGAGUACUUCAAAGUCUUUAACUUUCCGUUCUAUGGUGAUUUUUUUGUUUCGCCUGCCGGGAAUGAGUUCUAGAAUCAAUUCGCCCAUUUAGUUUAUUUAUUAUUUAGGUAUCAAGAGAUAUUUCAAUUUUUAUUUUUUUACUGACAGAGAUCCUAUUGAUAAACUGAGAGAGGAGCUUCAGAGCUUGCGUUCGCAACUUCAGCAAGACUCGAACGCUCGCGGAUUGCAAGCUCAGAUGUACGACGACCUCCGACGGAGGCACGACGAUCUGGAACGAGAGAUGGCCCGAAGAGGUGCCGAGCAACAGAUGGCGAACCUAUACGACAACCUACAGAAAAAAUACGAUGAUCUGGCGAACGAAAUGUCUCGGAGCAAAGAAAAUGCGACCACAAGCACGACACCUCAAGACGAUCUUAGAAGACGGAUCGAAGAACUAGCAAGGGACGUAGGAGACCUAAAGCGAAGAGAUCACCCGCGACCUUCUCGCUCUCGCUCUCCUUCGCCAGCUCCUGCAAAAGCACCCGCGGUCACUAUGAUGCAGUUUUUGUGUCCGUUUUGCGGAAGUUCUGGCUCUCAUAGUCACGGGAAUUAUUUCUAUCCAGGGUAUUCUGGACCAGAACAGGAAACCCCGAUUGUUAGCACACCAACCUCGAGGCCUCGUCGCCAUACCGAGACACAGACUCCUUAUAAUCCCGGAUUGACGAACACUUAUGUCCACCACCCUACUACCCCAGCGGCUACUUCCACACCGUACUCACCCUACUACCACAAGUAAGAAACAAACGCAAAAUUGAAAUCGCUAGCUAUCUCGUCAGUCAUCCAUAUAGAGAGAGUAAAGAUGCGCAGAUUAUAAACAGUUCUCGAUUUCAGUGAUAUUUCAGUUUUCCACAAUGAAAAUUUCCUGUUGUUUUUUUCUUGUAGUGUUGUUUCAUCGCCUAUGCAUCAUCAUACUCACACCUAUCCGGGAGCUGCGACCUCAUCGUCCGUAAUACCCGCGGGAGUUGUCCCCGGCGUGCCGGUGGCACCGCCAGGGGCGGUGAACGAAACCCCAACGGUACAUCAUAUCCAUCAUCUUCCCCGGGGGAGGUCUAGGAACCGGCGGGAUUAUGUGGUAUCCGAUAGCGAUGACUCUGAAAGUGACGAAGAAUACCCUGCACCUCGAAGGUAAAACCUCUUCUAGUCACUAGGUUUUUUUGUGAUAAGUAAAACUUAAGGGGAAAAUUUAAAAAAAAAACAUUUUUUUUCUUAUUUAGCAGGCACGUUCGACUCAGAAGUAACCCAAGUCCAAGUCACAGCGGUUGGGGAAAUCACCAAGGAGAUGAAGUAUGUUUCACGACACUUCUGAGUAUCCUAGGGUGAAUUACAAUAAACAAUUAACUCAUUAAGCGUUUCAGAUUCAAUCUUGAACGUAUUCUUAUAGGAUAUUCCUAACGUUUCAUUACUUAUAAUCCUAAUCAAUUACAAAGCUAUGCCUUUACACUGCCGUAUGAUAGUGAUCUUUAUGUCUCGAUACAAUUUCCGAGAAUCUGAAUGGGCUUCAUUUUUCGACGACGUUUCUGGGAAGAUUCACAUACUUUAUCGAUAUUAUACUAGCAUUUGUGAUUGAUGUAUCAUAUUAUUUUUUAGAAGCGCGUGGUACUACUUCUCUUUUGUCUUUAGAAGGAUUCUUUUCCCCAGUAGCUGUGUUUUUCAACCCUCUUGUACUGACAACAGCCUGAAUUUUUAUUUUUUUUAAUGAAUUACCGCCAUCUUGUUUUCAGUUGGAGAGUUAUCGACUCCAUCAGUCGCUGGACGUGGCCAACAAAGCCGCAAGAAGAAUGCAGAAUAUCUCCAAGAGAAUGCUGAGUAACAUCGCUUCCGACUUAAUCCGAUCCGGCAAAAGAUAGCACGUGGAUACACAUUCCCAACUAUUGAAGUAGUUCACUCACUCUCGCUUCCCGGUCCAAGUCAGUUGUGAUCUUUACUCGCGGUUAGGUUCGGAAACAACUCUUGGAUAUUCUUGGUCAUUUGGUCAAACGAAAAGAAAACCUACUUUUUAAACUAUAGAGACGAGGUGCAUAUAUCGCCGAAAAUUCACGGAAAGCCAUUCCUAAUGCUCGCUGUUAACUCCAUCACUAUUAAUAAGAUCAGAUUAUUUUUAAUAAGUUUAAAUUGAAUACUUCCGUCACGUGAACAAUUCUUUAACACAAGUCCUCAAUGCAUAAUGAACAAUACCACGAACAGUGACUUUCGCGCUGGAAAUCCAUAAAAACUAUCUCGCACCGUAUACUUUACCCUGUUAUUGCAACAAAUUAGGCAAUGAUGCACGAAGUUAGAAUGUAAUUGAAAAAUUAUUUUUGUAUUUUCGAACUGAUUUUGUAGAGUACAUAGCCUUGUUUUAUAUUCCUCUUUAUUUAUCAGAGUUUUUUUAUACCAAAUAUUCAUUCGCUUUUAUAUACCAUUUUAUUUAUUCAUACAUACUAUAUAAGAAUGGUUUCUUUAUAAUUUUAACAAUUUGCGUUAUAUUUUAUGUGCGUUAACUUUUUUAAGUGACAAAAAUACUUUACAUUUAGUUUGAUUGGUAUUGCAAGCACAAAAUUGAAAUUUUAAAGAAAUCAAGAGCGAUUUUGAGUUUAGCUGCAGUCAUUAAAGUUAGCGUUGUAAAUGACUAUAAUACAAAAUAUUGUUUAAAAAAAAUAACUUUGAG